UGGAUGAUCAUAGAGCUAGGGGAGGAAUAACGAGUGAGCUCCCUCGAAGCUUCCCCAUGGAAGUGUAGAAAAUAUAUAGACUGCAACAACCAGAUGUAAACAAACCACUUGUGGAUUCCGGAUUACCUUACCCCCCUCCAGUGAGCCCGUCGUUUCGUAAAUUGUUGCCCGCCAUGAGCUUCUCUAAUCACUUUUCCAUUGCCAACAUCCCUUAUGGAAUUGCGAGCACGUCAGAGCGUCCACGAAGUGUGGUUACAAGAAUUGGCAACUCGGUCAUCUUCCUCGCUGACUUGGACCUCGGGGUUUCCAAACAGAUUAAGGCCGCAUUGUCCCAGCCAACCCUCAAUGACCUGGCAGCCGUGGAGAAGGCCGAGCUCCAGCUCCUCCGGAAGAACACCCAAAGGCUCCUGUCUAACCAGUCCACGGUGUCAAAGUUUGGCGUACCGAUUGGUGAGGCCCAGCUGCAUUUGCCUGUCAAGAUUAAUGGGUUUACCGACUUUUCAUGCUCGAAAGAACAUCUGCUGAACGCGGCGGAGGCCGUCAUGGGCAAAGCGUUCAUGCCGCCGGCGGCCCCGUAUCUUCCCAUCGGCUACAGUGGCCGGCCCUCUUCCAUUGUUCUCUCGGGAACGAGUAUCACUCGACCUUAUGGUCAAUACCGAGAAGGAGAGCAGAUUGCCUUCGGCCCAUCAAGAGCGCUCGACUAUGAGCUCGAAGUAGCCUGCAUAAUUGGCAAGCCGACACAGCUGGGCGAUAGGGUAGCCAUAUCAGAUGCCGACGAACACAUAUUUGGCCUCGUCCUUUUAAACGAUUGGAGUGCUCGCGAUAUCCAGGGCUUCGAAAUGAACCCGCUGGGCCCGAUGAACGGCAAGUCCUUCGGCACGUCAAUCAGCCCCUGGGUGAUCACGCUUGAUGCGUUAGAACCGUUCGCGAUACAGCCGCCGGUGAAAGACGUGCCCUCGCAGCCAUACCUGCAGGACAAGAAGGAGAAACCAAGUUACGAUAUUGAGUUGAAGGCUGAGGUGUUGACGGACGGCGAGGCCACGACGGUCUGCAAAGCUCAGCUCAGCUGGAUGCACUGGACGUUCCGAGACCUCGUGGCCCAGCAGACGAUCAACGGGUGCAACCUCAACAUCGGCGACAUAUUAGCGACGGGAACGGUGUCAGGAGCUGGCAAUAACAAGCACGGCUGUCUGCUCGAGAUGACCAAGGGCGGCAAAGUUGGGUGGAAAACGACACACGGUCGAGACAGGACAUAUUUGCAGGACGGUGACGGCGUGCGCCUGAGCGGGUACGCGGGCGACGGCGUGGGAUUCGGUGAAUGCGUGGGAUUCAUUGAAGCUGCUCGGCCCUUCUGAAUCGGCAAGGAAGUCAAUUAGGGGGACGGCAGUGGUCGGAGUCAGGGGUCUUUGGGAUAUUGAGUACGGAGUAGGGUAGUGUGUAUGUGCGAAGUACGAUUGGGUCGUCUGUAAGCCCCCCCGCCUCGAGGUCUCUUCCCACUGCCUAAUCGUAGUGGUACGAAUACCGACGACGUCUCGAAAUCCGAAUUGGGAAAGCCCAGGCACCGCCUGCUUCGUUGGUGCGCAUGUAUCCAGGUAAAACUGCGGAUGUGGAUUGGCGAGUGAAUGUAGGGAUUAAUCUGGGAACAGAUGCUGUAGCGGCGGUCGACUUGCGCCGAGAAAUUUCGGGGUAUUUUCUCCUUGCUUCUUGGAGUCUUUGGAGUCUUC
Colletotrichum destructivum is the source of this 1724-nucleotide messenger RNA. Its product is annotated as Putative fumarylacetoacetase. The record is from RefSeq and is a predicted model, not a curated record. Gene Ontology annotation, molecular function: fumarylacetoacetase activity. Lineage: Eukaryota; Fungi; Ascomycota; Sordariomycetes; Glomerellales; Glomerellaceae. Gene Ontology annotation, biological process: homogentisate catabolic process; L-tyrosine catabolic process; L-phenylalanine catabolic process. The transcript has 4 exons. The coding region runs from base 174 to 1355 and encodes 393 amino acids.